Molecule: messenger RNA, 5388 nt
Organism: Penicillium nucicola
Lineage: Eukaryota; Fungi; Ascomycota; Eurotiomycetes; Eurotiales; Aspergillaceae
Gene: tpcC
Product: non-reducing polyketide synthase tpcC
Exons: 5
Coding region: 1-5388 (1795 amino acids)
Biological process (GO): secondary metabolite biosynthetic process; fatty acid biosynthetic process
Molecular function (GO): phosphopantetheine binding; fatty acid synthase activity; 3-oxoacyl-[acyl-carrier-protein] synthase activity
Source: RefSeq, a predicted model, not a curated record
AUGGCCAUCUAUACCCCCACGAUCAGUUCGGAUUCCGACAGGGACUCUCAUAAGAUGAGGGUCGUCUAUUUCAGCAACGAGUUCCCAAGAGAUGACCUGUCGGACGUAUUUCGUCGUCUACACAACCACAGCAAAUCUCAUGGACAGCAGACUUUGGCCGAAUUUCUAUCAAGGGCCACUUGGGCCAUCAAAGAUGAAGUUCGGCAGCUAUCCACAGAGCUGAAGGAGCUGAUCCCACCAUUUGAUAACCUCUUAAGCUGGUCAGAAGACACAGAGCUCCGGGAAGGCUUGAUCUGCGGCGCUGUGGAUGGUGUGUUGCUAGUUCUCGUUCAACUGGCAACUUAUAUUGGAUAUGCAGAGAAGCAUCCGAGAGAGUUGCUGACUGACUUUUCAAACGCGAGUCUCGCUGGCCUGGGUAUUGGCCUUCUGGCAUCGACUGCUGUUUCAUUGUCCUCGACGUUGGCUGACUUGCCUCGCGCGGGAGCAGACGCCGUCCGUCUAGCUUUUCGCCUGGGCAUCCACGUUCAGGGUGUCUCUGCGAACCUGGAAGCCCGUGAGCUAUCAGAGCGUCCAGACACGUGGGCGUAUGUCGUUCAUGGUGUCGACCCAGAUGCCGCGCAAAAAGAACUCGAUACAAUUCACAGUCGACAAGAGAUUCCUGACACCGGUAAGAUCUUUAUUAGCGCCGUCAGCCGGACUUCCGUCACCGUGAGCGGUCCACCAGCGAGGUUAAAUUCGCUGUUCAACACUUCGGAUUUCUUCCGCGACUCCAAAUUUAUUCCCCUGCCAGUCUACGGCGGCCUCUGCCAUGCACCGCAUGUGUACGGUCUGCGAGAUACGCAGACAAUCGUCCAUCGCAGCUCCUUGAGCACAGUCAGCACAAAGGCUUGGCCGAUGACACCAGUCUGCUCAACCAGCACUGGUCUAUACUACCAAGCCAAGAAUGCCACAGAGCUAUUCGAAGCUGUAGUCUCUGAGCUUCUCACCCAGGCUAUCUACUGGGACCGUGUGGUAGUCGAUGCGGUCCAGAGAGUCGAAAUAACGUGUGCCUCGGAAGUGAUGCUGUACAGCUUUGGCAACUCGAUUCCUCUCAAUGACCUCACCACGGCGUUGCAAAGUAGUAUCACACACCCUGAGAUCUCCAUCCACAAUCUUAUGACAUGGGUCACCCAGGUCGCGCCAGCAGACACAACUCCACGCAGCCAUGCACAAUCUAAGCUCGCCAUCGUCGGCAUGUCGUGCAGACUUCCUGGGGGUGCGACAAAUACCGAGAAAUUCUGGGAGAUCCUAGAGAAGGGCUUGGAUGUCUCGCGGCAAAUCCCAGCAGACCGGUUUGAUGUGGAGACACACUACGAUCCAACCGGCAAAGAUCUCAACAAGACGACGACCCAGUAUGGUUGUUUUAUUGAUGAGCCUGGUUUGUUCGACGCACCGUUCUUCAACAUGUCCCCCCGUGAAUCUCAGGUUGUUGAUCCACAAAUGCGUUUGGCUCUUGUCACGGCGUACGAGGCACUGGAGCGUGCUGGGUAUGUUGGGAAUCGGACUCCAGCCACACAGUCGCAGCGCAUCGGUACAUUCUACGGCCAAGCCGCGGACGACUACCGUGAGGUGAACCAAGGCCAAGAGGUUAGCACCUACUAUAUCCCGGGUGGUUGUCGAGCAUUUGGCCCUGGCCGUAUCAACUACUUUUUCAAGUUUGCUGGUCCCAGCUACAGCAUUGAUACCGCAUGUUCUUCGGGUCUUGCAGCGAUCGAGGUCGCCUGCCAAGCUCUUUGGAACGGCACUGUUGAUACUGCCGUCACAGGAGGCGUCAACGUGUUGACCAACCCUGACGGCUUCACUGGACUGUGCAACGGCCACUUCCUCACCAAAGGACACAAUGCCUGUAAGACAUGGGACGCCACUGCCGAUGGAUACUGCCGUGCGGACGGCAUUGGAAGUCUAGUUAUCAAGCGACUCGAAGACGCCGAAGCAGACAAUGAUAAUAUCUUGGGUGUCAUUCUCGGUGCCGGCACCAACCAUUCUGCGGAGGCAGUCUCUAUCACUCACCCGCAUAGCGGCCACCAAGCUUAUCUAUCCCGGCAGGUUCUUCGACAGGCCGGCGUCGAUCCCUUAGAUGUGUCCUACGUCGAGCUUCAUGGCACCGGCACCCAAGCAGGCGACCAUGAGGAGAUGCAGGGCAUACUAGACGUGUAUGCACCACUCAGCCGGCGUCGCAGCAAGGACCAGCCCUUGUAUAUUGGUGCGGUCAAGGCAAAUGUCGGCCAUGGCGAGUCUGUUGCAGGGACCACCGCAUUAAUUAAGGUGCUUCUGAUGCUCCAGAAGAGCGCCAUCGCGCCACAUAUCGGCAUCAAAACAGAGAUCAAUCCCCGGUUCCCUCAAGACUUUGACAAGCGUAAUCUCCAUAUUCCACUUGAGAUGACAUCCUGGCCCCAGGUGUCUGGAAAGAAGCGCUUAGUAGCAGUCAACAACUUCGGCGCCGCGGGUGGCAACACCACAAUGGUCCUGGAGGAGGCGCCAGUUCGCGAUAUCACCGAAGCAGACCCACGGCAGACUCACAUCAUCACUGUCUCGGCUAAGGUCAAGGCGUCUUUAGCGAGGAAUAUUGAACGCUUGAUUGCCCAUCUUGAUGUCCAUCCUGAUAUCAAUCUGGCUGAUCUUUCGUACACGACGACUGCCCGCCGUCAUCAUCACACAUAUCGCGUCGCGAUUUCCACCUCCAACGUCCCACAUCUGAAGAAGCAGCUGGGUGUCAUCUUGAAUAAAGUGGAUUCAAUUAAACCUAUUAGAAAGUCUGGUCACCCUCCAAUCGCAUUCAGCUUCACCGGUCAAGGCGCCUCAUACAAGUCGAUGAAUCUGGAGUUAUACCGUGAUGUGCCCACCUUCCGAGAUUGUAUUCAGCAGCUUGACUCGGUAGCUCAGGGCCAGGGCUUUCCAUCCUUCAUUCCAGUCCUUGACGGGUCGUACCCUAAGGACCAUGCUCACUCUGCGGUUAUUACCCAACUUGCUCUGGUCUGUACCGAGAUUGCUUUGGCCAAAUACUGGGCUUCUCUGGGAGUGAAGCCAGAUGUUAUCAUCGGCCAUAGCCUCGGCGAGUACGCGGCAAUGCACAUCGCAGGUGUUGUCACCGCUAGUGAUACGAUAUUCAUGGUUGGACGCCGGGCCCAGUUGCUCGAGGAGCGGUGUAAGAGUGGCAGCCAUAAUAUGAUGGCCGUUCGGGCUUCUCUUGCACAGAUCGCCGAGAACGCAGAGGGCAAGCCGUACACGGUCGCUUGUAUCAACAGCCCGUCGGAUACGGUGCUCAGCGGGACCAAGGAGCAGAUAGAUGACAUCGCAGUCUCCCUUCAAAAGGCCGGCUACCAAUGUAUCAGACUGGACGUUGCAUUUGCCUUCCAUUCCAGCCAGGUGGACCCUAUUUUGGAUGAUUAUGAGGCCAUUGCAACAUCAGGCGUCAUCUUCAAGGAGCCUCGAGUUCCCGUGAUCUCUCCCCUUUUUGGCAAAGUCAUUUUCGACGGCAAGACACUGAAUGCAAACUACGUGCGCCGGGCCACCAGAGAGACAGUUGACUUCCUCUCUGCGCUAGAAAGCGCCCAGAAGAUUUCCACUAUCAGCGAAGAGACUGUCUGGAUUGAAAUUGGGCCGCAUCCGGUCUGUACCGGCUUUAUCAAAUCAACUAUCCCAUCUACUGAGCUGGCCAUUCCGUCGAUCCGCCGCGGGGAUGAUAAUUGGAAGACCAUUGCGGAGAGCAUAGCUGCUCUACACUUGGCUGGUGUGGAGGUCGGGUGGAACGAGUUCCAUCGCCCGUUCGAAAGCAGGCUGCGUCUCUUGGACCUGCCAACGUACGCUUGGAACGACAAGAACUACUGGCUACAGUAUAAAGGAGAUUGGUGUUUGACCAAGGGCAAUACUUUCUAUGAUGCCGAGAAGGACGCUGCCCGAGCAAAGACGGCGCCAAAAGCGCUACCAGCUAGUGAGAUUCAGACUACUACCGUGCAGCAGAUAAUCGAGGAGACGUUUGAUGGCUCUGCUGGUACGGUUGUCAUGCAGUCGGAUCUUAUGCAAGCAGACCUCCUGUCUGCUGCCCAUGGGCACAGCAUGAACAACUGUGGUGUUAUCACAUCGUCCAUCCACGCUGAUAUUGCAUACACCCUCGGUGGGUAUCUGCACCAAAAGCUAAAUCCCAAGGCUAAGAAGAAUAUCAACAUGAACAUUGCCAAUCUCAUGGUCAGCAAGGGUCUUGUCGCGCAACAAAAUAAGAAGAUCCCCCAGUUAUUCCGAGUAACUGCUACCACGGCCAAUGUUGCCUCUGGAGUCGUCGACUUGACCUGGCAGAACGUAGACAAUGAUGGCCACGCUCAUGAGCCCUUCGCCACCGCCAACAUUUAUUAUCAGCAAGAUGCCUCCGAGUGGCUCUCGUCUCGGAUCGAAGCGCUCGAGCACCUGGCGACACAAGCCAAAGCCAGCCGUUUCUCUCGCAACAUGGCAUACACCCUCUUCGCUAGCAACCUGGUGACCUAUGCGGACAAGUACCGCGGCAUGCAAUUGGUUGUCCUACAUGACCUUGAAGGGUUCGCCGAUGUGCAGCUUACCACCCAAGAGAGCGGCAUCUGGACCGUCCCGCCGUACUUUAUCGACAGCGUCGCGCACCUCGCGGGGUUCAUCAUGAACUGCUCCGACGCCAUAGACACAGCCAACAAUUACUGCGUCACCCCCGGCUGGGAGGCGAUGCGCUUCGCGAAGCCCCUGAUCCCAGGUGCCCGGUAUCGUUCGUAUGUCAAGAUGAUCCCGACAACCGAGGACCCGACGAUCUACUUCGGCGAUGUAUACGUCCUGCAGGAAGACGGUGCCAUUGUUGGCAUCGUCAAUGGGAUCCAAUUCCGCCGCUACCCUCGCAUACUUCUCAGCCGCUUCUUCUCGCCGCCGGACAAGAUGGCUGCGAUAGAGGGCAAGCCGCCCAACACUCAACCCCUACCAAAGAAGCUUCCCGCCACAACAGCACCUGCACCUACGCCAGCACCAGCACCAAAGCCGGCCCUCGUUAUACACGCCUCCGGCCUUGAAAGUGACAUUGAGCCUCCUGUCGCUACGCUAACCAAUGUCUCACCUGCUGCCACAGACGUCGCGGCCGCUCCAUCCAUCGAGACUGCCGCUGCAUCGGGCAGCAUCACCGCUAGGGCCAUCAUGCUCAUUGCGAACGAGGCCGCUCUAGAUCUUGCUGAUAUGGAGGAUGGAGCUGGGUUUGCUGAGCUAGGCAUUGACAGUCUCAUGUCACUGGUUAUAGCAGAGAAGUUCCGGACUGAGCUGGAUGUCAAGGUCAGCGGGAGCCUAUUCUUGGAUUAUGAAACGAUCGGCGACUUGAAGGAGUGGUUGGAUGAGUAUUACAGCUAG